Messenger RNA from Bufo gargarizans (Asiatic toad), 6017 nucleotides. RefSeq names its product F-box and leucine rich repeat protein 17 (gene FBXL17). The coding region runs from base 84 to 1826 and encodes 580 amino acids. Gene Ontology annotation, molecular function: protein binding. Gene Ontology annotation, cellular component: SCF ubiquitin ligase complex. Gene Ontology annotation, biological process: SCF-dependent proteasomal ubiquitin-dependent protein catabolic process. The transcript is spliced from 9 exons. NCBI's taxonomy places the organism in Eukaryota, Metazoa, Chordata, Amphibia, Anura, Bufonidae. The record is from RefSeq and is a predicted model, not a curated record.
UAACGGGAAAAGCAUUGGAGUGUGUGUCAGUGAGCCGGGACAGUGCCCGCUCCGGAGUCUUCCCCUCGGCUUGGCCGUCAUUUAUGGGCAGCCUGUUCUGUAAGCAGCGCCGCGGCCUCCCACCAGCCAGAGCCCAGAGGAGGAAGAAGCUGCUCCGUGCCCCGUGUCUGCUGUGCUUCAUCGUGAGGGAGCCUGCAGCCAGUGAGCCGGUGUCCCCUGCUGCACCUCCCCAGGACUGUGCCCACCUACCGCUGCUGAGCACCAGUGUCCUGCGUCCCCAGGAGCCCAUAGACAUGGUGCACAAGCGGAAGAACAGCGGAGAGCAGCCGGGCACCCCCUGCAAGCAGCCCCGCUGCACCCCUGCAGGAGAUCAGGAGCACCCCAGCUCCCAGCAUGAUCAGGAUCACACCCCUUCCUAUUCUAGGGAACCUACCGGCCAGUCCACUGGAGAUCCAACCUUGCCCACCACAGAGGAGCUGGCACAGCAGCCCAUAGGGAGCCCAGCGCUGGAAUGCCCUGAGAGAGAUGGCAUGUCCCUACUGGAGGAGCAUUCCCAGAGAUCCGAACCCCUGAACCCGAUCUGCGGUGACUCCUCAUCCUCCUCCAUGCUUCCUCCUUCCCAGGAUCAGACUCUCGGGGAAGCGGAUCCUGACUCUCACAGGCUGGAGGUUGAGCCGCUAAAUAUUAACCAGCUGCCCCCAUCCCUGCUGCUGAAGAUAUUUUCCCACCUCUCACUGAAUGAGCGAUGCUUGUGUGCGUCUCUGGUCUGCAAAUAUUGGCGUGACCUCUGCUUAGACUUUCAGUUCUGGAAGCAGCUGGACCUCAGCAGUCGCUGCCAGGUGAAAGAUGAAAUACUAGAAAGAAUAGCUUCUAGAUUUUGGAACAUUACAGAGCUCAAUAUUUCUGAUUGCCUCAAUGUGACAGACUCCGGAAUUGGGAUGGUGGCAGCGAAGUGUUCAGGCCUGGUGAAAUACACGGCCUACCGGUGCAAGCAGCUGUCCGACUCCUCACUCAUCUCUCUGGCCACGCAUUGUACGUCUCUGCAGAAAGUUCAUGUUGGGAACCAGGACCGGCUCACUGAUGAAGCAAUCAGACAGUUGGGUUCCAGGUGCAAGGAUUUGAGAGAUAUCCAUUUUGGACAGUGCUACAAGAUCUCUGACGAAGGAAUGAUCGUUAUAGCUAAGGGUUGUCCCAAGCUUAAGAAAAUCUACAUGCAAGAAAACAUAUUAGUGUCUGAUAAGUCUGUGGAAGCAUUCGCAGAACACUGUUCCGAGCUGGAAUAUGUUGGCUUCAUGGGCUGCUCCGUUACAUCUAGAGGAGUUAUCCGCCUUACCAGUCUUAAAAAGCUUUCUAGCCUGGACUUGCGGCACAUCAAUGAGCUGGAUAAUGAGACGGUGAUGGAGAUUGUAAAGAAGUGCCGGAACCUCACAUCCCUGAAUCUCUGCCUGAAUAGGAAUAUUGAUGACAGAUGCGUAGAAGUUAUUGCAAAGGAAGGCCGAAGCCUGAAAGAGCUCUACUUAGUAACGUGCAAGAUCACGGAUCACGCUUUGAUAGCCAUUGGUCGAUACAGCACUACCAUAGAAACAGUGGACGUCGGAUGGUGUAAAGAAAUUACAGACCAAGGAGCCGAAUUAAUUGCACAAAGCAGCAAAUCUAUCCGAUAUCUAGGCUUGAUGAGAUGUGAUCAGGUAAAUGAAAAUACAGUGGAGCAACUGGUCCAGCGGUAUCCUCAUAUCACAUUCAGCACUGUACUUCAGGACUGUAAAAGAACUUUGGAGCGAGCUUAUCAGAUGGGCUGGACACCAACUCCCUCAUCUGUCUCAUAAUUCACUGGAAAACAAAUUGUUUAUUAAGCAAAUGUCAUGAAAAAUGCUGAUGGAUAUUUUAUACCCAGAAAAGUCUACAAUGUAUUUUAUUUCAGGUCUCCACCAUAAUUGACCCAUGGCACUGCUUCUGGGUGGCUUGUAAAAAAGGUUUUUGGAUUCUUUCCAUUGUGUUAGAAGUAUACAAGGUGCUUGGCUCUUGAGAUAUUGGCUCUGUUUGCUGCUGUUAGUAUGGAUUGAUAUAAUUUGUGUGAAAAGUGAUUGUAACAUGUUGAGAUAUUCUGUUAACCGAGCAUGCCACUUCUAGUACUAUCAAAUUCUCACUUUAACAUCUUCUUUCUAGAGAAAUCAACAUUACGUAUUAUAAACUAGAUUGGUGGUAUUAUUUUCUCUCUCUUAUUUUUAGUUUUCUGAUGCGCAUCUGUAAUGCCUUUAUUGGAGCUUUACAAUCUGCUGCUGAAUAGCCUUUUUAUAUUUAAUCCUUCUGUUUAUAAAACUUUAGACUUUGCAAUGAGUAUGACCUUGCUUUUAUUUGUAGUAAUCUUACAUUUCUUUUUUCCUAUAGUUUUUUUUUAAAUUAAUUCUAGAACAAAAGGUUUGCAUUUGAGUCUUUUGUCUUAUGAUUUGUUAUCAUGGUUUUUAAAGUGGUUCUUUAGUUAUUUUCUCAAAUAUCUUUAGGAUGUGCUUCAGGCUUAACUAUUAAUACACUUUAAUUAAAAUGUAACUCGAAGAUUUUUAACCACAAUGCAAAUUGGUAAUGGGACUCCCCAAUGAUCACAUGUCAUUUAUAGUAUUAGUCUUCGCAUAAGGGUCAGAAUGGCCUUUUGGGCAAUUACAAUCUCUGCACUGAUUUAUUUUUUUAUGUUUUUGCCAAAUCUCAUGUCCGUUACAUGUGUCAUACAUCAUGUGAGAUUUAUAAAGAUUUUCAAUGUAACACAUGGGCACAGAUUUACUAUAUAAUUAGACAUGCUACACUUGUAGACAGUUUUUUUUUAAUGCCCCAGACUGCCUGUCUAAAAGAUUAAGAGGAGUUUCAGUUGUCUUAUUUUCAGAUUUUUAAGACUGGCACAUUUUAGACCAUGCCUCUUAAAAAAUAAUGCCCCUAAGCCAUGCUUCUUGUCUAGUGUGGGUAAAAAUGGCACAGUUCACAGGCUUAGUACAACAAAGCAGAAUAGUUUCUUUACUGACAGUGUGCCUUCACAGAUGCAGCGGGGACAGGAUGGCGAUCACCUACAUAUCAACUUUCCUGCCUAAAAACAGCCCUGCGAAGGGCUUUGUGUUGUCCACUGUUAUAACUUCAGACCACUUUUCACCUCAUACUUGUCCCACGUUUCCCUACUCGCAUCCUUCUAGUGUAGCCAUAAGUUGAUGAUGACGGCACAAUGUCAGCUGGAACCAGAAUAUCACCAGCUUAUAGCGGCACUGGUUAGACAUGGUUUUCCCUGUGAUAAAGUAUUGCAGUAUGAGACAAACUAACAUACAGAAGAUUGACAGAAUUGGGGAGCAUAUUUGUGUGCAGCUCCUGUGACUAGCUGACAGUUCUCGAUACUCUGCAGAAUGGCAGAUUUUGUUUUUAGUGAUCAGUUACGGUGGUUACAUUAUACACUAGAGGAGUCAGUGGCGAUUACAGGUAUGAUAACCUGUUGCAGAACUUUUUGCGACUGGAAAUCUAGCCCAAAUUUCUCAGAUUACAGCUUGAUAAAUCCCAAACGGCAGGUAGCCAAUGCAUCUGGAAACCUGAGGCUGGGACCUAACUUUUUAAAUCGUUUUUUAUUGAUGUCUAUGGAACUUAUUAUUCUUAUAGCCGCUAAAAAAUCUAACCGGCUCCCUAGAGAUAAUGACUUUUUAUCUAAUGCCCGCAGUCUGCCUGAGUAAAUAGAAGAUUCAUACUUAUCUGUUCCCUGCCGCUACAGUCCUCUGCACGGACUCCUGCAUGUUCUAACUGGCUGCAGUAGAGCUUAUGACCAUACAGCACUGGAUGUAAAGGACCAGAACAUGGACAUGCGGGGCCGAAGCUCUGUGAAACAGGUAGUAGGUAAGCAGGUAAGUAUGAAUCUUCUAUUCACAGAGGCAGGCUACGGGUAUUAGAUAAAAAGUCAUUAUUUCAGGAGAACCCAUUUAAUGGUCUCACUGACCCCUAAAGUCCUACAGCUAUUUGUCCAUUCCUGAGAUAUAUGAUUUUUAUAACCUAACUUAUUUAAAAUGCAGAUUUAAAAUACUAGGGUCAGCACAGCAUUGGUUGAAGGCAGAAGACUUCCUGUUCCUGUCUUGACUCGCAUAGAAAUGAAUCCACUUCAGUCAGUAAAUGGCUUGGUGAGCAUUUUCUGUGUGUGAAGAUCGAAGCCGGAAGUAGAGAGCAGCAGGGACUCAAGAAGCAUUGGAAUGGCCAAGGCAGGCGAUUGGUGAGGUAUUGGCAUGUUUUUAAUCCAAUCUAAGCCUACUGCCACCCAUUUUAGUAUAGGAAAGUGCACACUAUUCUUAUGGAAUUGAGUAGUCAUCAUAUGUCGUCCAUAUUGGAUGACUGAUGUAGGAUUACUGUAUCGGAACUUAUAUAUUGCAUAUGUUUUGGGCUCUGUAUGAUCUGUAUGGUUGUUUGGUGUCGCAAAUGCACUUCAAAGCAGUCUUUACCACUGAUGUACAUGCAAACUGAACCAACAUGCCAUAGUAAGUUGAGUAGUUCAUCCAAGCAGCAAUACCACAUGCUGCCUUAAAAUAAUUGAUUUGAUAAAGUUUCUAAUCAUUGUCAUGGACUAAUAAAGAUAUAAAAUCUUAGUUAUUCAUCACAUAAACUAACAUUUAAUACUGGAUAAUGGAUCAUUUUUGUUUCUUGGGGCAACUAUGAGAAAUACUAUGACCCACCAAUAGGUGUAAAUUCUCAGUUUCUGGGACCACAUAAGUAUCCAUAUGUUAGAUUAUUUUAGUUUUGUAACCAUGAUAUUAUGAAGACAUUCACCACCUUGAAGAAUAACUUAAAAGUAGUAUACACAGUUUAUUUAAGUCUUAGGUUGUUACUGUAGUUUUUUUUUACUCUAAUAAUUUAUGCUAUGUGUUUAUUUACACUGAGGAGACUCUGUCAUCUUUAUGAAACUUGGACUCUAUGUAUAGCACACCCAGUAGCCAGGUUGGUGCCCCUAAUUCUGUAGAUUUAUGGUGACUAGAAUCAAUUACUCUAAAGUCACUGAAAGAUUUUUUAUAUUCGACCCCAGUGUUUAAUAUGGCACCAUUUAAAGGAAGGCAUUUGAAUUUGUUAAACUAUACUGUAUCAACUUUUCAUGAACGAGCCAGUUUUCUGUUAUGGAGAUGUGCUUCCCUCCUAUAAGAUGGAGAUGUAAAUAGCAUCUAUCUAUACCAAUGCACUUCAACCUCCAUUGUCUGAUAUGCAGAAAAUUUGCCCAUUUCACAGAUUCUCCUAUCUCUGUACCAUCAUCUUCACUGGUGGACUGGACUUCUCAAAUAAAUUCCUUGUAUAUUUUAAAAUACUUAUUGACAGUGAAUGGUACAGGUGGAAACCUGACUGUUAAGUGUAAUCUACUGUAAAAUGUGACUGACAGCUGCUGUACCCUUUUAUCUGCAUGUUGUGCUUCCAUAUACACUCAUUGACAAAAAAUAAAAUAAAUAAAUAACCCAGAUAGAAAUGUCAGAUUGCUGCAAAACUCGACAUGUAGUUAUGUCUCUGAUUAGAUACUGGGUCUUGCCACGAGAGUAAGUAAAAGUGCUUCCCCACUGCCCUAUAAAAAGGUUCUCAAAGACUAUUUUUGGGUAGCGUAUCACUUGGUGAGAGAUCAUUGACAUGCCUAUAUGAUGCAUUCUAAGACAUUUUGCCCUGUUGACAGACUCAUUGGACUGGGAAAGUAGGAUGGUCAGUAUGACAAAUAGUUUGCCAUCUAGGCUGUUCUGACCUAGCUGUUAGGAGAUGCUGGGAGCAAUGGUUACAUAAGGGCACACACACUGUGAAUAAUGACCGCCCAGACAGACCACCAGUGGAGAGGAUUGCUUGAUCCACCAACAAGCACGAGCAUGUCCCACAGUUUUGUUGUCCACUAUUCAGACUAGGGCUUCACAAUAUGGGAAUUUUGUACGAUUGCGAUUAGGGCCCUAAAAAUUGCGAUAACGAUAUGAGAUGCAAUAUUUUAAGGGAAUUGUGCUAGAGGUCUAUUUGCUUGGAUUUUCCCAUAUGAGCCGCUGAUGCGGCUG